This is a messenger RNA of Cucurbita moschata (crookneck pumpkin), 1268 nucleotides long. RefSeq lists its product as uncharacterized. The transcript has a single exon. Bases 472 to 1095 code for a protein of 207 amino acids. The record is from RefSeq and is a predicted model, not a curated record. NCBI's taxonomy places the organism in Eukaryota, Viridiplantae, Streptophyta, Magnoliopsida, Cucurbitales, Cucurbitaceae.
AAACACAAUGAUGGAGUUGGACCAAGUCAAAAAAGUAGGUUGGUGGCCUAAUAAUUGAGCAAAUGUUAAGUACCGUUGGAAAAGGUAGUAUUCUUUCUUUUUGCACACACAGCAGCAACUUCCAAACAAUUGCUUGCUCUUUUCCAUUGUAAAGGCCUCACAAAAUUUGUCCUAAAGUCACUUCUUUUCUAAUUCAAAGCAUAUUAAACAAAUAUAGAACGAAAUGACCAUGGAAUUGGAUUAGGAGCGGUGGUUGGAUCUCAAUAUUCAAAUACAGGAGCGUUGCUUCCUUCCACAACCUCCAUUUUCCUAUAAGAAUCCAAGGCAGAGUUUGGUGUUUUCCCAUCUCCCUGUUGUUUCCUCCUCUUGUUGGGUUUUCUUUGCCUCUGCGAGGUUUGCCAAACCUUGCAGGAACAAAGAAACCCAUCCUAUCCCAUUCUCAGAAGCUGAAAAACACAAUUAAAAUCAAUCAUGGGUCUCCAAUCCUCUGUAAGAGUCAAGAGGCUUUGGAAUGUUCUUAAGGCGACGCUUAUCCUAAUGGCAAGAAAGGGUCUGAUCUCAAAGAGAAGGUUCAUCAUGGACAUGAAUUUAAUGGUGAAGAGAGGGAAGGUGUUCAGAAAAUCUAUGACCAAUUACUUCAUGUUCCAUCAUCACCACCACCACUCCGGUGGAAGAGAAAUGACACGUGGCGGUUUCGACAUACAGGACUAUGAAUUCCCUUGGAGCAACACUCCCAUUAAUCCUGUUUUUUCCCACAUGUCAAAGCGCAGUACCAAAUACCAGACUUACUUCCCCUGUAUCAACCUUCCUGUGGAGAUAAAGCAACAAGAAAAGAAAGAAGAGGAAGAAGAUUCAUACCCAGAAGCCGAGGCGGCCUGUAUUGAUGCUUGUAGCUAUGCUUUGAGUCCUGCAAUGGAGGAGGGAAGCCCACUCGUUACCCCAUUUAACGUACGGAUAUCAAACUAUUCAUCUGAGGAAGAAAAUGAUAUUACCUGUGAAAGUGGACAAGUGGAUAAUCAGGCUGAGGAGUUCAUCAGAAGGUUCUAUGAACAGCUGAAGAUGCAACGAAGCCUGCAACUACUGCAAUAUAACUAAUUUAAGCAAUUAAUGGAGCUUAAAUUAUUGUAAGCGAUUGCAUUAAUGGGGUUUAUACAUAGUUUUCUCAUGUUUUAAUGGAGCUUCAAUUCAACAAUUCCUUCACCUCUCAGUUCCACCAACUCCCUCUCACCAUUUCAAUAGAAAACGAUAUGAGAGCCUAACUCAUUUCU